Molecule: messenger RNA, 3897 nt
Organism: Passer domesticus (house sparrow)
Lineage: Eukaryota; Metazoa; Chordata; Aves; Passeriformes; Passeridae
Gene: STX11
Product: syntaxin 11
Exons: 2
Coding region: 309-1175 (288 amino acids)
Biological process (GO): intracellular protein transport; exocytosis; synaptic vesicle fusion to presynaptic active zone membrane
Cellular component (GO): SNARE complex; synaptic vesicle; presynaptic active zone membrane
Molecular function (GO): SNAP receptor activity; SNARE binding
Source: RefSeq, a predicted model, not a curated record
AAUAAUGUAGGCUUUUAGAACUAAGUACUGGGGAGCUGGGAAAACCCAGGGUGAAGACUCUAAGUGUAACUCCAACUUGAUCCCUCUGUUCCACUUACAACUAGACUCUAGUGGAUCUGCUGGAUCACGGAGAUUGUGUGUGAUGCUGUCCAUGUCACUGGAGAGGAGCUCUUCACAAGUGGCCUUGCUCCAUGUGCUCAUUCACUGAUGUCCAGCUUGUUCCUUCGCGAUCCUACUCAGCAAAGUGCUCAAGGCUUGCAGCAGUGACUGAAGUCAGAAGGGGCUGACUUCUGAAGAUUCCAGGCAGGAUGAAAGACCGUUUAAGUGAGCUGCGUGAAUUUGCCAGGUUACACAACCAACAGUUUUCUGAUAGUGAUGAUGAUGAAAAUUCACCCCAGGACAUUCUCCUUUAUGAGACAGACUAUGCCUUGGAAAUCCUUCAUAAGGACAUACAGAGCAUCCGGACAGAAAAUGACCACCUGAAAGCGGAUGUUAACCGUCUCAGAAAGCAAAACAGCCGCUUCCUUACUUCCAUGCGCCGUCUUAGUAGCAUCAAACGAGAUACUAAUUGUAUUGCCAGAGACAUUAAGAGCCGUGGAGAAAGCAUCCACAGGAAACUGCAGGUAAUGAGAGAUUUCUGUGAAGAUGCAGUAACAAAAUACGGAGCUAUGUCUGUCAUUGCCAGGGUGGCGAAGAACCACUACGUUGACCUCAUGCACACAUUUCAGGACGCUAUGUUUGAUUACAAUGCAACAGAGAUGAACCAGCGAGAGAACUGCAAGAUUCGAAUUCAGCGGCAGCUGGAGAUCAUGGGCAAAGACGUUUCUGGCCAUCAGAUUGAGGAGAUGAUUGAGCAAGGCAAAUGGGAUGUCUUCUCAGAGAAUCUCUUGUCGGAUGUUAAGGGAGCUCGCGCAGCCUUGAAUGAGAUAGAGACGCGGCACAAGGAGCUGGUGAAGCUAGAAGGCCGCAUUAAGGAAGUUCACGAGCUCUUUCUGCAGGUGGCCCUGCUGGUGGAGGAACAGGCAGACACCUUUGAUGUUAUUGAGAUAAAUAUGCAAAAUGUUGAGGAUUAUGUAGGAGAUGCUAAAGACCAAGUGAAAAAAGCUUUGGAAUACAGGAGAAAACAUCCCCUCAGAACAAUCCUCUGCUGUUGCAUAUCAUGUUGCAGAAGGUGAUAGUCCCACUGGAGCUAUCACAGACUGACUUCAAUGUCUUCAAAAUCAGCUGUUCUUUCCAGAGACUUUUUUGUAAUGACAAACCCUAGAAAAAGAGGGGGUAUUUUAUAUUUUGCGGUUGGUUUUGUUCAUUGCCUGUUUACUAAAUGUGCUGAAGGCUGUUUGUAUUUAUAAACUCCUAGAAAUGUUGAUACAAUUAUUUUUAAUAUAAUUUUUAUUGAAAGGUCCUGUUACUGUAACUAGAGGUGCAAUAUCUCUACAGUGAUACUUGCUUCAUAUAGGCAAGAAAGAAGAAUUAAUAACUUAUCCUAGGAAGGACGAAUACUUUUAAGAAGAAACUUUAUUCUUAUUUGUUGAAGUGAGGCUGCAGGUGAUGAAGUCAUAUUGCCUGGGGCAACACAGUACACAGAAUCAGAAAGUUUCAGUUUUAACUAGUUUGGAGCCUGUUUGAUACAAAUUUGGCAAAAUACUGUGCCUGGAGCAAGAGCAGGACACAGAACUAGUUUCUCUUUCAACUUGAUUUUCAGCUGUCUUAACAGAAGUGGCUGCACCUUAAAUGAUAAUAUUCAGAUUUUGCUCUAUUUGUGUGCAAGUGACUGCUUUUUUCCAUUUUGAGUACCCAGCUCUCUCAAGGUGGCUAAAAGCACUGCAACACUGAGGCGUCUCAUUCACUUUUAACUUGAGCCACUCUCGACUCUGCCAUGCUUUCAUGUUCUGAUGCAUUUUUCUGCCAAUUAACACUUCAGCCAGAGGCGAAACAUGGAGUAGCCUUCUGCAGAAACACGUAUAAGAAGACAACAGCUGUGGCAUUGAGAAAGCUUUUUAGGAUCUCCUGUACUGGCACAUACAUAGAAGCAGUUUUAGUGGAAUGACUGGCCUGUGUCUUGGUUUGAAAAGACAGGAGUCUGUGAAGGAAGGCAAAAGCCUCCUGUGAAAUGGAAAAGGUAAACCCCCUCCUUCCGAAUUAUCACAAUUUCAGAAUUAAAAGGGCUCUCAGGCAAAGAUAUGAGAAUGGGAAAAACAGUUUUUUACUAGGAAGAAAAAAACUAAAUAACAAUGUAAUUUAGCACAAGCAAAAAACCACUGGCAGAGUGAGAAAAACCUGACACCCUGAGAAGUCAGGGUGUUGAUAGUAGUCCAGCCAGAUGGUGGCUGCUCCUCCUGGAGCGGCGAUCUGCAGAAGGGUGUAGAUCCUUUCUGAAAAUGCGGCGAAGGAGCAGCUGGGCCUUGGUUCCUGAUUCCUCUGGGAAAUCCAGCGAAGAAGGCUAUCUGUGGUCUCAGAAAUGCUUGUUUUAUGGUGGCAGGGAUGCUUGGCUUCUCCCUCUGGGCGGAGCAUCUCCCAAUGGGAUGAUGUAACUAAUCUUACCAGCCACAGUGAGUAAUUCAAUAGCCCAUUAGCAGGAGAUUAUCUUCCUGGCAGUGUCAUUGUUCUUGAAAGAGAUAAGAAAAACUGCCUAACCCCCAACAGAUGGCAAAAAUAGAAUACAUGCUUAUUUUACAAGCCAGGACAGCCUGUCAGUACACUUUUAUUUUUUUAUAAGCAUUGACCAAAUAUGGAUUUUUUAAUAUCUAUUUUAAAUAAGAUGAAGGAUUAAACUUUUUUUAAUAUGCAAUUUUACUUGUGUACAAAGAUUUUGACUCUUCACCAAUUGUUGGGAAAUCUCCACCUGGGAAAGCAAACAGAACUAUUUCUUCAGUACACCUGAGGAAAAAAGAAAACAGUUUCAUGCCAUUUCAGUGUUCUUUUCAAGCUUAAAAGGAAACUCUUCUUUUGUGGGAGUCUGCCCUUACACAAGGGCAAACCAGUAGGUUUGGAAUAUUGCAAGGAAAUAAAAAAUGUUCAGUCUUGGUAAGCACUGAGCAUUGUCAGUGGAACAUAUUCACAAGGUCUGGUGAUUGAUCACAGCUCCUGCUUCUGGAGGUUUUCCAACUAUAUUUCUAGGUGGCUUCCUGAUACACUGUGAUCUAUUGAUAUCCUUUGAAAUAAUGCAGGACAUUUUUUCAGAAUUUUUUUAAACUAAUGGUCCUAUUUGUACCAAUUUUAAUAAAUAUAUUUCAACAUUUCAAAUAUUUUGUAUUUGGGAGUUUUCCUCAGAUGUGCAUAAAUGUACACCUUCCUGCACUAGUUGCAGUGAAACUUCUCCCUUCUUACCUUUUGCACCCUGAUUUUUUCUGUGAAGAGAAACCCCAAACAUUUCUUACUAUUUGUAUUAAUAUAACAAAACAGCAAAAUAAAUCCACUUCCAAGCUUUCAUAUCUUACUUGGAAACAAUUUUAGCCAGACAGACUUUUUUAUACAAAUAGAAACUAAAGGGACAGCUUUUCACAGAAAGCGAUUGUCCCUUUUGCUGUAGCACCUGUCUCUGAUAACAUGGAAGAGUGAGAAACACCGAUCUCCUGAACUAUAAGAGAUUUUGAUAUUCAUUGGUGUACUGGUGCUAUCAGUAUUGUGCUUGUCUGAGGAUGUCUCCAGUGAGGUGUUCAAACUUGAAGGGCGAGAAAGGAGGGUGAUGAGCUGGGACCACAGCCAGUGGCUUUGGUGCUACUCAAGAAGACAAAGUUGUUUACUCUGUAGGUACUGCCACUGAGGCAGUGGAACUGUGCAUUCCUCUGAGAGUCAGCAUGUGGGGAUAAAUCAUGAAGAAUGAAAUACUGUAUUUCCUUUCACAUGCCUAUUCCUAGCACUUGCCAAUGUUUUUGAUAAAAAAUAUGUACUUUUUUU